CCGAGACCGCGGCACCGCCCGCUCGCGCAGACCCCGAGCGUGGCCGCAGCGAAGAUGGCGACUGCCAUGUACUUGGAGCACUAUCUGGACAGCAUUGAGAACCUUCCCUGUGAGCUUCAGAGGAACUUCCAGCUGAUGCGAGAGCUAGACCAGAGAACAGAAGAUAAGAAAGCAGAGAUCGACAUCCUGGCUGCAGAGUAUAUCUCCACAGUGAAGACUCUUUCGUCAGCCCAGCGUGUGGAGCACCUGCAGAAGAUCCAGAGCGCCUACAGCAAGUGCAAGGAGUACAGCGAUGACAAGGUGCAGCUGGCCAUGCAGACCUACGAGAUGGUGGAUAAACAUAUCCGAAGACUGGAUGCUGACCUGGCACGCUUUGAGGCAGACCUGAAGGACAGGAUGGACGGAAGUGACUUUGAAAGCACUGGAUCUCGGAGCUUGAAAAAAGGUCGGAGUCAGAAAGAAAAAAGAAGCUCUCGGGGCCGAGGCAGGAGGACAUCAGAAGAGGAUACCCCCAAGAAAAAGAAGCAUAAAAGCGGGUCUGAGUUUAACGACAGUAUCCUAUCUGUGCACCCCUCUGAUGUGCUGGACAUGCCUGUGGAUCCGAAUGAGCCUACAUACUGCUUGUGCCACCAGGUGUCCUACGGGGAGAUGAUCGGCUGUGACAAUCCGGAUUGUCCCAUUGAAUGGUUUCACUUUGCCUGCGUGGAUCUCACCACAAAGCCCAAAGGAAAGUGGUUUUGUCCCCGAUGUGUUCAGGAAAAAAGGAAGAAGAAGUAGAGAAGAGGCCGUUGUCCGGACUGAAGAGCGAGCUAAUAUAUUCUUCACUCAUGUUGCAAUAUUAUCUUUCAUUUUAAAACUACCUUUUUUCGACUGAUAUUUAAUAAUUCAGUGGCCAGUUGUGCUUGUGGAUAUUUCCUAAAACAAGAAGCCACUGCACCGUUUGCACAGAACAGUCUCACAGGGACUUGCCACGGUGACUUUAGGAGCAGGCUCCCCUAUCCCGCAACCUCCCACACUGAGCAUGGCCACACCACCAGUGAUGUGGGUCAGUUUGGGCUGUAGGCACAGUGCAUGGUGCAGGCUGGACGCAUUUUAACCUGUUACACUGCCACUGCUUUGUGACUAGAGGGUCGGCCUUGAGUGCCCGCGGUUUCCAGAGCUGUCUGUGGCAGCAUGGAAGCACAGCUGUUGCUCUGAGUAAAGUACUACCAGGCACCGCCCUAUGCUGUGCUCUGACCCCGACUGGAGACCGGGGACUCUUGGCUAAGAUACCUGUGAUGUAUCUGGAAGGGACCGGGGGCGCUUCCCAGGCGGAGGUGCCCUCCGUUGUCUUAAUGCACCACCUUCUCCUGUGAACUUGCAGCCCUCCCUGGAGAGUGAGCUUCCAUUAGCCUCGGACUGUCAGUUCCCACAACCAGCACUGCCCGACAGCGGACAGACAGACAGCCAGGCUGCGCCUCCACCUCUCUGGGGAUUCCCGCCUUUUUCUACUGUGAAGAUGAAAUUAUUACACUAGCAUGAAGGUCA
Rattus rattus (black rat) is the source of this 1527-nucleotide messenger RNA. RefSeq names its product inhibitor of growth family member 5 (gene Ing5). The coding region runs from base 55 to 777 and encodes 240 amino acids. Gene Ontology annotation, cellular component: nucleus. Gene Ontology annotation, molecular function: chromatin binding. NCBI's taxonomy places the organism in Eukaryota, Metazoa, Chordata, Mammalia, Rodentia, Muridae. The record is from RefSeq and is a predicted model, not a curated record. Gene Ontology annotation, biological process: positive regulation of DNA-templated transcription; positive regulation of apoptotic signaling pathway. The transcript is spliced from 8 exons.